AAACAAGACAGCUUUACCGGUUGUUAAACAAAGACCCAUUGAAGUUUUCACAAAGAAACGUCUAAGGUCAAUUCUCCAAAAGCUCCACUAUCGUACAAUCACACGUAUGUGUUAAUUGUCGUAAGAUUGUUUUCAGCCGUCGAAUUAUUAUAUACUUUAAUCAAAGUGUCCAACGAAGACCCAAAAGGAAAGUCCCAUGAUUGAUUCCGUUGUUCCUUCCCGCAUUAAAUUUUGACUGACUCGAUUUCUUAAAUAACGAAAUAAGACGACUCUUCAUGCUCGAAUAUUAAAAAGAAGAGGGCAACAUAAGAGAUUCCGCGAAAUUUCUAUCCAUUUUCUUUCAAAAAAAUUAUUGUUUUCGUUUUCUUCUAUUUUGAGAUCUUCGAUAAUAAUUUUCACACAGAUCAAAAUCACAUCUAAUUCUUUCUUCUUCAUUUCCAAAUCAAAAUACAAACAUAAGGAAAACAGAGACGGUUGAAGAGCUAUGCUACACAGGAGCUUCAAGCCAGGGAAAUGCAAAACGGCUUUGAAGCUAGCGGUUUCGCGUAUAAAGUUAUUGAAAAAUAAGAGAGAUUCGCAGGUCAAGCACCUCAAGAGGGAAUUGGCUCAAUUGCUCGACUCCGGCCAGGACCAGACUGCCAGAAUUCGGGUGGAGCAUGUGGUUAGGGAAGAGAAGACAAUGGCAGCAUAUGAUCUCAUUGAGAUAUACUGUGAACUAAUUGUUGCACGUUUGCCGAUUAUCGAGUCGCAGAAAAAUUGUCCCAUUGACCUGAAGGAAGCAAUCUCGAGUGUAAUUUUUGCAUCUCCAAGGUGUGCUGAUAUACCUGAACUGAUGGAUGUCCGUAAACAUUUUACAGCAAAAUAUGGGAAAGAAUUUGUAUCUGCAGCAGUUGAAUUACGUCCAGACUGUGGUGUUAGCCGCUUGUUGGUGGAAAAACUAUCAGCCAAAGCACCUGAUGGUCCGACCAAAAUAAAAGUUCUUAGUGCAAUUGCUGAGGAACAUGAUGUUAAAUGGGAUCCUACAUCAUUUGGAGAGAAGGAAAUGAAGCCUCCUGAGGACUUGCUGAAUGGACCCAGUACCUUUCAACAGGUCAGUAAAAUGCAUGUGGAUCCUCCUAAUGUCCAGGAGCUGCACAAUAUUGUUGAGAAGGAACAUCCUAAUAUCAGAGCUCCUUCCAAACAAUAUGAAAAACCUGGUGCACCUGUUAACUCACAUGGCUCCAAUUCUAUAUCAUCAUCACAUUUCCAAAAUGUUUCUUCUACUGCUGCUGCAACUAAUAAGGCAAUUCAGUUUGAUUCUUCUCAUUAUGACCCGAGACCCCUAGGAACUGGAUCUGAAGAGAUGGAAUUUAGGCAUUCCCAUGCUGUGGAACAGAGUGGUUUCUCUGCAGGUAGGCAGAGUUGGAAUAUGGAAUUCAAGGAUGCCACAACUGCCGCACAGGCUGCUGCUGAAUCUGCAGAGCGAGCUAGCAUGGCUGCCAGGGCUGCUGCUGAACUUUCAAGCCAGGGAAGGAUGAGCAGGCAGCAUUCAACAGAAUCUAACAAGUCUUCUGCUUUCAGACCAAGAGAUGAAGGACUUCACAACUAUGCCAGUUCAAGAUUGCAAAGUGAACAUCUUGCCAAAGAUGCAGUAAAUAACACCUCUCAAAGAAGUUUUAAUUCUGGAAGGAGUCAUGAGCAGAGUGCUGAAAAUGAACAAAAUGACCUGGAAGGAUUGACUGAAAGGUUUUACAAUCUUAGGGCCUCUAAUAAAUCUAGCCAGCUGGCUUCCUCAAAAUCCAAUAAUAGUUCUGUGGAUAAUCAUCCACAGGUGAGUGAUUUCCAAAUUUCAGAUAGGCAUUCUAGAAAGGCCUCAUUUGAAUUAGGAAGAAGCGAUCUUUUAGGUGAAGAAUAUAUAGAGAGAGAGUCUAGUGAAUCUGAGAAAGAAUUUGUGAGUGAAGUGCAUGAUGAAAUGAGUUGUCAUCACGUUCAUGAUUUUGAAGAAUUGAGCAUAAGAAAUCAGUCUAGCAGUGUUCCCUCUCGUUCUUAUUCUAAAAUUUCCAGUGAUGACUACAAUGCUAGUUCCAGUUUCAGCCACCAGAAAAAUGAACCUUUUAUUUUUCAUGAGGGAGAAUUCCAGAGCAGUGCCAAAGAAACAAAUUCAUUUGACAAUGCUGCAGUGGUUUUUGAUGACUUUUAUUCAGACAAUGAUGAAUUUAAAUUUGAUGAGAAGGAUAAACAUUAUGGCCUAGAUUCUGGUUCGUAUUAUUCAUCAGAAGGUCGAAAAUCUUCUUCUCAUCUUUUAGAAAAUAAAAGCGCCAUGAGCCCCAGGCUAAGCAUGGAAAAGACACUAGGAAAGUCAAGUUCACAAUCACCUUUUGCCUCGGAGUGGCAUUCUUCAAGUGUAUUUUCUGAAGGCUUGGUAAGUGAUACGGUUCCUUCACAAGCAGAUGACUUGUUACCCAUGACUUUUGAUGAUUCAGAUGGCCCAAGCUCAGAAAGUGAAGAGCAGCUGGAUAAGCCUAAGCUUGUUGGGAGUACAAAUACUAGCUCUUUCCCUCAGAGUCCUCAUUCAGUAGGAUCUUCGCUUGCAGUAAAGGAAAAUGUGGAAUCCAACAGAAAGACGUUUCCACAGCCAUCUGCAUUUGAUUCUGAUGUAGGAAUACAUUCUGUGAGAAACCAAGAUGCUGAAACUCUUAUGAAGUUGAGUCAUGGUUACCAAUCAAAUUCCCAUGACAAUGACAGUUUGCAAGCUCCAGGGUUUUUACCGGUCAGGAAUGACGUCCAAGGAUACCUAUCACUGGAUAUCUCAGAGGAAGCCAAACCUAUAAAAGAAUCAAGCUCAGAAAGUGGUAAUGAGUUGAAUUUUGGACUAUUGACUGGUGGUCUUCGAAAUAAGGGCUAUAGGCAUCCGCCUUAUCGUAAGAAUGCAUCAGGCAAGUUUGCAGCAUCCAAGCAAGCAGAGGAGGGUAAUUCUACUAGCAAGCGGUCCUCUUCUUUCAGUUCUGAUGCUCAUGAUCAAGAGCCACAAAAUCAGAUCGUGGAACCAAAAGUAAGUAAAAAAUCAAGCUUAGGAAUCUCAGUUCCAUAUUCUGAUGCUGGCAGGGAUGAUUCAGAUGAGGAACUCGCACAACAGACUAUUUCCAGUGCUCAAGUGCCAAACAUUCGAGAAGCAGGCACUGAUGUGAAUAAAAGAUCAGGCUUAAAGAGUUAUUUUGAUUCGGAUAACAGCAAUUUUGAGGACGAUCUCCCUAAACAGACUGUAACCAGCAAAAUUCAUUCAGGUCCUGGGUUUUCUAGACGGACAAAAGCCUUUCCUUCAAAUUCUGAGAAAAAUUCUUAUUCAAAUUCGAGGAUACCGUCUGAGUCAUCAAGGGCUGCAGAGUAUGCCGUGGAACAAAAGCCAACAUCAUUCAGUUCCUAUGAUACUGAAAUUCUGGUCAAACCACCUCAAACUAGGAGCUCAAAUUAUUGGGGAAGUUCUGAGCAGCAGGUUAGAUCAGAAGAACAACCUCCUUCUAAGCUGAAUUCACAAUCCAAGAGGUCCACAUAUGAGGAAUCAUCUUCUAGGCGUUCAUAUAGUACUGAUAAUCAACAAAACCAUUCUUCUCAGUUCAAAAGUUCAGAUUACCGAGGAACUUCUGAGCAGCGUAGACCAGCAGAACCUUCAAAGUCAAUUCCAGAAUCCAAGAGGUUUUCACGCGAGGAAAGUAUGAAGUCAUCAUCCAGGGAGCAACCAUCCAAUCCUCCUUCUAGAACAGCAUCAUCAAGCGGUGCUGAAAGCGCAAAGUCAUCCAGUUCUCAUGGUAAUGCUCCAUCCAGGGAAAACUCCAUUAAUAAAGCCAGCCAUGUGCAUCCAAAACUUCCCGACUAUGAUACUUUAACUGCACAUCUAUUGUCUCUCCGACAGAAUCGCCAAUAAAUGCAGUUCCUUCAGAAGAUACCUAGGUAGUUUUAUUCUAGUUUCAUAUUCUUUUGCAUUGUCGUUACAGGGUUCUUAAGAGUGGGAUGAAAUUUAUUGGUUCCAUAGUAUAUAGAUUCAGUUACAUAUUUUUCAUUUCUUGCGUUGGUGUCGUGGCUGGUUAUAGGGAUGUAAUAUUAAUUCGGCAUCUCAUUCGUGAGAGUUAGUCAGCUUAUACUUUUUGAUGUAUUUUAGCAUUUACUAUCACGGAGAUGAGGAUUUUUGUAUAUGAAGUUGCUGUAAUGAGAUAAUAAUUCUUGAUUGUAGAUGAAAUUUGUUCACUUGGCA
Jatropha curcas is the source of this 4228-nucleotide messenger RNA. RefSeq names its product Regulator of Vps4 activity in the MVB pathway protein. Gene Ontology annotation, biological process: protein transport. The record is from RefSeq and is a predicted model, not a curated record. Lineage: Eukaryota; Viridiplantae; Streptophyta; Magnoliopsida; Malpighiales; Euphorbiaceae.